Messenger RNA from Cercopithifilaria johnstoni, 1644 nucleotides. Lineage: Eukaryota; Metazoa; Nematoda; Chromadorea; Rhabditida; Onchocercidae. The record is from the annotation of a GenBank genome assembly.
AUGUCGUUGUUUCUGUUUGCUAUAAUUUUAGCACUGUCAAUGAUUUUCUUGGAAAUUCAUCAAUCUUUUUCAGAAGUGGAUAAGAACGAUGAAAUGAAUGGAAUGCAUCAUUUUAUUUCAGAGCGACAACAAUUGCCUCACGUUCGAUUGGUCCGAGAUUUACUCUCCACCGAGAGGUAUGAUUCAAGUGUUCGACCUGUUGGGAAUCAUUCCAAAUCGUUAAUGGUACAUAUCAGUAUGAGUUUAUAUCAAGUCAUCGAUGUGGAUGAACCAUCACAAUGUUUAACUCUUAGUGUAUGGAUGACUCAGAAAUGGGUUGAUGAAUUUCUGGAUUGGGAUCCUAAUGAUUAUAAUAUGAUCAAUUCUACAGUGCUUCCACAUGAUGUUUUAUGGAUCCCUGAUACUUUCAUUUACAACAGCAUGGAUAUGAAUCGUGACAAAAGUGAACGAUUUAUGAAUGUUAUCGUAAAAAGUAGGUAUUGGAAUGGUAAAUAUGGUGCUGAAGUAUUUUUCUCAUAUCCAGCACUUUAUACUAUACGUUGUCAUAUAGAUAUACAUUAUUUUCCAUACGAUCAUCAGAACUGUACUUUAACUUUGGGCUCAUGGACAAGCAGUAAAGCCUUACUUAAUUAUAAGGCUGAUAAAAUAGUUAGUAUGCAUUCGUAUAUACCAAACGAAGAAUGGGAUGUCCUCUCUUUCAAUCUUUAUCGUCAUGAAUAUCAAUAUGCAUGUUGUAAAGAUCCGUGGAUCAUUAUCGAAGGAUCUCUGAUUAUCAGAAGGAAACCAUUGUACUAUAUCGUCAAUCUCAUUAUACCAACGAUUAUUUUAACAUUAGUGGCAAUAGUUGGCUUCUUUACGCCAUCUUCAACAAAUGAUGAAAGAAGAGAGAAAAUUACGAUCGGCAUUACCGCCCUGCUAGCAAUAUCUAUCCUAAUGUUAAUGGUUUCUAAUCAAAUGCCGACAACUUCAGAUUUUGUGCCUCUUAUUACUUGGUUCUACCUGUCAAAUAUUAUCAUCAUUUCUACAGCAAUAUUUUGCACAUGCAUUGUUCACUAUAUUCAUGGCAAUUAUAAAAAUCAUAAAUUACCACCCAACGUUGUUCGAAUAUUAUUUUUCAAAUAUAUCUGCAACUGUUUAUGCAUUUCACCACCAUAUCAAUUAAUGAUGUUAUGGAACAGAAGUAAGGUGAAGAGUGACAGUAAUAUCGGAGGAACACAGCAAAGAGCGUCGAGAUUAUCUGCAAAAGAAAAUUGGGCUCGAAUUCCUCUCACCCUUAAAGAUAUUUCAGCUAGAAGCAAAGGUCAAUCGAAGGUUAUGCACGAAGAAAGCUCACUGACAUCUAUAAUGCAAAAAAUUCGAAAAAUAUCAACGGAUCACAAAGACGUAUCACCUUGGAAUACUGCUGUUCAAUUUAUUCGUUUUACUAACGAUAAUUUACCGCAAAAGAUUGAAUCAGUUGAAUUAAAAUCACUGAAAUAUCAUAGACAAUGCACAUUAGAAUGGGAAUUCUUGGCAACAAUAGUUGAUCGAAUUUUUUUACUCCUCUUCUCAACUAUUAUCAUAUUUAUUAUUAUCGCUCUUACACUAACUGCUAAAUUGGCUCAGUAUCAUUUUGAUGGAGCACGAGAAAUCGUUCACAAUUAA